Molecule: messenger RNA, 1382 nt
Organism: Jaculus jaculus (lesser Egyptian jerboa)
Lineage: Eukaryota; Metazoa; Chordata; Mammalia; Rodentia; Dipodidae
Gene: Sds
Product: serine dehydratase
Exons: 8
Coding region: 106-1092 (328 amino acids)
Biological process (GO): L-serine catabolic process; L-threonine catabolic process
Molecular function (GO): threonine deaminase activity; L-serine ammonia-lyase activity; pyridoxal phosphate binding
Source: RefSeq, a predicted model, not a curated record
CUGCGCUACCGAGCGGCCAGGCCAGCUAAGCCCCGGUUCUCCCGGGACCCAUCGUCUCUCUCACGUGCGCUGUGCGGCCGCGCCGCUCCUUCUCCUGUGCUCGCCAUGGCAUCCCAGGAGGUCCUGCAUGUGAAGACCCCCAUUCGUGACAGCAUGUCUCUGUCCAAACUGGUUGGCACCCGAGUGUACCUCAAGAUGGACAGCUCCCAGCCCUCAGGAUCUUUCAAGAUCCGGGGCAUCGGGCACCUCUGCAAGAGGUGGGCCGAGAAAGGCUGUGAACACUUUGUCUGCUCUUCAGCGGGCAAUGCUGGCAUGGCAACGGCUUAUGCAGCCAGAAGACUGGGCAUCCCAGCCACCAUUGUCGUUCCCAGCACCACGCCUGCCCUCACCAUCGAGUGCCUCAAGAAUGAAGGCGCCAUAGUCAAGGUGGUGGGUGAGACGCUGGAUGAGGCCUUUCAGUUGGCCAAGGCCCUGGCGAAGAACAACCCAGGCUGGGUCUACAUCCCCCCCUUUGAUGACCCCCUCAUCUGGGAAGGCCACAUGUCCAUUGUGACAGAACUGAAGGAGUCGCUGAGUGCCAAGCCAGGGGCCGUCGUGCUGUCCGUGGGCGGCGGGGGCCUGCUGUGUGGAGUGGUCCAGGGGCUGCAGGAGGUGGGCUGGGGGGAUGUGCCCAUCGUUGCCAUGGAGACCUUGGGAGCCCAUAGCUUCCACGCUGCCACCAUUGCAGGCAAGCUGGUCACCCUGCCCAAGAUCACCAGUGUUGCCAAGGCCUUGGGUGUGAACACCGUGGGGGCGCAGGCCCUGAAGCUGUUUAAUGAACACCCCAUUUUCUCUGAAGUCAUUUCAGACCAAGAGGCUGUUGCUGCCAUUGAGAAGUUUGUGGACGAUGAGAAGAUCCUGGUGGAGCCGGCCUGCGGGGCUGCACUGGCAGCCAUCUACAGUCAAGUAAUCAAGAAGCUGCAAGGGGAGGGCAAGCUGCAGGUCCCGCUGGCCUCGGUGGUGGUCAUCGUGUGCGGGGGCAGCAACAUCAGCCUGGCACAGCUGCGCGCGCUCAAGGAGCAGCUGGGCUUGAGGAACGGGCUGCCUGAGUGAUGGGCUGUGGCUGUGAGCUUUGGUCCACCUGGGAUCCUACUGUGUGGCAUGACCCCGAGGCUGAGCCUCCUUGGUACCUGUGACUGUCCUUGGCCACCUGGGCAGUGGCGACAACCACCCACAAGUGAGUGGCACACUAGAUCCUCAGAGUAGGGUAGCCUGGGAACCCACACGCCAGCAGGAGAGACGCCCUCUCAGUGACAAAACCCACCGCAGGUUCUCCCUCAAGAGUGCCCAGUUGGUUGCAGUCUCAGGGAUGUGCCAUGACACCCACUCUCCCAGAAGCCUGC